Molecule: messenger RNA, 1047 nt
Organism: Penicillium odoratum
Lineage: Eukaryota; Fungi; Ascomycota; Eurotiomycetes; Eurotiales; Aspergillaceae
Gene: rrp36
Product: putative pre-rRNA processing protein
Exons: 2
Coding region: 1-1047 (348 amino acids)
Biological process (GO): maturation of SSU-rRNA from tricistronic rRNA transcript (SSU-rRNA, 5.8S rRNA, LSU-rRNA)
Cellular component (GO): nucleolus; 90S preribosome
Source: RefSeq, a predicted model, not a curated record
AUGGCCAUUUCAGAUAUGUUGAACCGCCGUGUGCGGGCAAGGCCAGAUGUUGAAGAGGAUUUUUAUUCCUCUGGUUCUGAAGAAGGCUCUCAGGACGAGGCAGAGGUAGAGGACUCGGACGAAGAUCAAUCACAGGAAACUGAUGGAUCUGAUUCCAACGUUGAAGUCGACGAGGACGAAGAGGAGGAGAACUCCGAGGACGACGUCGAGGACGAAAAUUCCGAUGACGAAAAAGACAAUUUCCAAGCAUCCCUCAGCAACAUCUCAUUUGGUGCUCUAGCCAAAGCUCAAGCAUCCAUGGGCCCGAAAAAGCGAAAGGAAAAAUCCCUCCAGGCAGAUGAAUCUACCGCAUCCCCACUCGACGACAUCCGGGCCAAGAUCCGCGAAGCACGGGAACAAAAACGGGAAGCCGAAGCCAAAGCACAAGGCAAGGACAAGAAAGCCAAGAAAGAAUCUCGGUCAUCCAAGCACGCACCUAUGGAACAGUCAUCCAAGCGCGCCGUCACCAGAAGACGUACAGUUGUGGAACCUCCGGCCGUUGCUAAGGCUCGUGAUCCGCGGUUUGAUGCGGCGGUGAUGGGAUACAGUGGUUCGGGACGAUACUCGGAAGGAACUAGCAAGGCCUACGCAUUCUUGGAUGAGUACCGAGCGUCUGAGUUGAAGGAUCUCAAGGAGCAAAUGGCCAGGACGAAGAAUCCUGCACAGAAGGAGGCGCUGAAGGCGCAGAUUCGGUCUGCGACUGAUAGGAUGAAGGCCGAUGAGAACAAGAAGCGCGAGCGAGAGGUUAUGGCGGAGCAUAAGAAGCAGGAGAAGCAGUUGAUUCGGGAUGGUAAGAAGACUACUCCUUACUUCUUGAAGCCGUCGGAGCUUAAGAAGAAGGUUCUUGAGAAGAAGUAUGAGUCUAUGAAGUCUAAAGACCGGGCGAAGGCCAUGGAGCGUCGUCGCAAGAAGAUGGCUUCCAAGGAGCGGAAGGAUAUGCCCUGGGAACGCCGCGGCAUGGGCGAUGACGAGCCCCCGAGUUUUGGCAAGCGUCGUCGACUUGCUUAG